Salvelinus namaycush (lake trout) is the source of this 2123-nucleotide messenger RNA. RefSeq lists its product as uncharacterized. The transcript has 5 exons. Bases 355 to 1326 code for a protein of 323 amino acids. NCBI's taxonomy places the organism in Eukaryota, Metazoa, Chordata, Actinopteri, Salmoniformes, Salmonidae. The record is from RefSeq and is a predicted model, not a curated record.
AAUGCAUUCCGCUCAGGCCAUUGGCCAUCACACACUCCACCGCUGCCACACAGAACAGAGGAAGGGCACUGUUUUAAACCUGGUUCAUAUGGAACACGCUUCUGUGGUUAAUAUACCCCACCAACCUGUUUCAUAUGUGGAUAUUGCUUGGAGAGGAGAGGAAGAAGAGGGACGCUGGAGGAGAUUGUGUAAUGUUGAAUAAGUGGAAUAAACACCUACUGUAAAAACACCAUGAUGGAAUUGAGACUCAAUGGGAGUGGAGGAACGAUGACUCUACCUCCAUUACCUGCUGCAGUAAAAGGGCUGAUAGUUUGACUCCAGCCCCUCUUCCCCUCGCUGAGAGGCAGUUGGACUAUGACAAUGAACCACAGGGGUACCCACCCCACUACCGUGAGCUGUCUCCUCACAGAAUGUCCCUGGUGUAUGAGAUGGAGGAGGAGUGCUUGUACACUGAGGAGGCUUUCAUCUGAUGUAUGGAAGCCUCUUGUGCCAUUACUCUGCUUUAGUGCCACCCUUGUGGUCGUGGUGUUAUAUGCCCUGGCAGAUCGGCUCCGCAGCUUUGUAGCUGACAUCUUCAUUCCCCAGUACCACUACCCGUUUGCUGUACCAAUCACCUUUGUACAGGUGCUGGUGACUCUGCUAUACUUGCUGGUCCUCCAUGCCGUGGGCCUGGCACCACUGAAGCCCUACUCUCUGUCUCUGGGAGAGCGCCUGCUGGUGCCCUCUAUCUGUGGGAGUGCCCAGGCUGUGCUGGGUGUGUGGGCAGAGGCCAGUGCCCACUCUGGCAUGUACCCACUCACCAUGGGCCUGCUGCCCCUGCUCUGUGUGGGCUGGAGCCAUGGCCUGCAACUGGCACUACUCCCGUCAGUCCACCUAACGGGCCUUAUCACAGUCAUCACUUUCACCUCUGUCACUAUCACAGUGUCUCAGGGUGUCCCGUCAGUGGAGGUUCUGGAGUAUCUCUACGCCCCACUGGCCCUCCUUCUCCACAGCCUCUCUCUGACCUGGCUGGCCAAGGUGGCUGAGAACGAGCACCGGCGCCACAUCAGCUCCCACACCUCGCCCUUUGACCUGUACUUCACCCUGAUGGUGAACCAGAGCCUGGUGCUGGGCUUCCUGUGUCUGCUGCACCCGGAGGGCCCCCGGGCACUGGGCGAGGGUAGCUGGCAUAGCCUGCUAUUCAUGGGGUACCUGCUGGCCAUACUGCUGCUGGGAGCGCUACAGAAUCUCUUGGUCAACAUGGCCGCUCUGGCCUUCUCACCGCUGGCUGCAGCACUACUACACACAGCACGUGGAUUAACAAGACCUUUGUACAGCCUGUUGUAGAGAUCCAACAUAGAGGAGGAUGAAGUUGAUCGUAGAGACUAAUCAGUCUGAAGUCAGUUUUGCAUUCCUCCUAAUGAUUAAAGGGAGGAUUUGUCAAGGAUAAUCUGAUCCUAGAUCUGUGCCAGGAGCAGGAUACAUAGCUUUACUACAGAGCAGUAUUAUUCACUCUAGGAGCAAGACUUCAACUCCCAUGGUGCAUCGCUUGGGACUUUUACUACGAUUGCAUUUUGUUCCUAACCUUUGGGCUGGAUUGAUUUGAUUGUUAACUUCAACCACACAGGAAUUAUCAGGUGACUUGAAUAAAAUCCAAUCAAGCUUUAUUUAUACAGCACAUUUCAGACAUGGAAUGCAAUGCAAUGUGCAUUACAAGAAAAAAAUUACAAUUAUGGAAAUAAAAGCUGAAAUAUUUACUACACAACAAACAUAAGAUAAAAAAUGAAAGAAUGACACAAACUGAACGACUAAAAUGGGAUUUGGGAUAGUUAAAAGGCCAGUGCCAGAGGAACUGAGGGACCUACUGGGUACAUAACUUAAAAGCAUGUCUGACAUUUUAAACAUGUCUAGCCAUUUUAAACAGCAUGGAUGAGUCACUCUGUUAUCGUCUAUGCAUAGUCACUUUAACUCUACAUAUUACCUCAAUUACCUUGACUAACAAGUGCCCCCGUACAUUGACUCUGUACCGGUACCCCCCUGUAUAUAGUCUCGAAGCAUGUGAUUAAUAUAAUUUGAUUUGACGUGUAUUGGCAUACACAAUCAUGGAUUGAUUUUAAAAAACAAUAAAAUAAUCUUAAAAUUCA